AUGCCGCAUAAGCCGGCUCUUAAUUUUGACAAAUGGGGACAGCGGGACAAUGAAACUGGAAAAGUUUUUUCCGGUGAAGUUCCUAAACUAAACCCUGUCAGAGCAUCUAGUAGAGAGGGGCGGGAAGGAAAUUCCUGGAGAAAUUCAACUCUUUCUAAGGAAGGGUUUGCCGUUCAAGGUGUGGGAAAUGAGAGUGUUGGUGUAAGGCCAUCCGGCAUGAAUAGAGAGGUUGGGAAGGAUAAUAAAUACCUACCAUCCACCUUCCAAGAUAAUUUUCAUGAUGAUUUUAGAAAGAGGGAGAUAGGUUAUGGACAGAAAGGGAAGCAGCCUUGGAAUAAUCCAAUGGAGUCAUAUGGUGGCCGAGGGCCUGAACGAAAUGUGAGGGAUGGUUUUGCUGGUAAUGAACAAUACAGCAGAUAUAGCUCUAUUUCUAGAAAAGCGCACACUGCCAAGAGUGAAAAGUCUUUUCUAGAGGAUCCUUUCAUGAAAGAUUUUGGAGCUUCUGGAUUUGACGGGAGGGAUUUUUUUCCUGCAAGUCUUGUUGGGAUGGUCAAGAAGAAGAAAGAGGUACCUAGGCAAACGGAUUUUUAUGAUCCUGCUAGGGAAUCAUUUGAGGCUGAGAUUGAGAAAGUUCAGAGGAUGCAAGAACAGGAGCGGCAACGGAAUAUUGAAGAGCAUGAAAGAGCUUUGGAGUUGGCUCGAAGAGAAGAAGAAGAAAGAUUAAGGCAGAUCAGAGAACAGGAAGAGAGGCAAAGGAGGAUGGAGGAAGAAGCUAGAGAGGCAGCUUGGAAAGCAGAACAAGAACAAAUUGAAGCCUUGAGGAAAGCUGAAGAGCAGAUUGCUAGAGAAGAGGAAAAACGGAGGAUCCUUUUAGAGGAAGAGAGAAGGAAACAGGCCGCUAAGCAGAAACUUUUAGAAUUGGAGGAAAGGAUUGCCAGAAGGAAGGCUGAUGCAGCCAAAGUUGGUAACGAUUUUAUGGCUGUUGCAGAUGAGAAACUGUCUGGGAUAGGAGAGGAAAAAGAUGCUCCCAGGCGUACAGAUGUGGGCGAUUGGGAUGACAAUGAAAGAGUGAUUGAAGGAAUUUUGACUUCGUCAUCUUCUAAUUCAUCAGGCCUGAAUAAGUCACUGGAGACUGGUUCAAGGCCUCAGUUUUCUAGAGAUAGUUCUUCCUCCUCUGUGGAUAGAGGGAAGGGCAAUUCAUGGAGAAGAGAUGUAUAUGAGAAUGAAAGAAAUUCAAUAUUCUAUUCACAUGGCCACGUUAAUGGUCUGAACAGUUCAAGUAGAGAUCCACCAAUUGGCGGAAAGCCAUUAAUGAGAAAAGAAUAUGACGGAGGUGCUGGAUACAUGACUUCAAGGGCCUCUAAUAAAGGAGGGAUUGUGGAUGCUCAUUUAGAUGAAUAUGCUAAUGCAAAAGGGAAAAGAUGGAAUGAACCUGGAAAUGGAGAUCAUUUAAGCAGAAAUACAGAGGUUGAUUCUGAUUAUCCUGAUAAUUUGGAAAGAUUAGUGAUGGCUGGACACCGGGCCGUUCUCAUGGCAAUAUGUUUUCUGCAUAUACCGAGCAUUGUUACUCAAGUUCUGAAUCAGAUGGAAGUUAUGCUUUUGGGAGGUCACGGUAUUCUGUUCCUGGAAAAUAACAUUCCAACUGGUUAUGACAAUGAUUACCAGCGGAGUUCUGGACAAUCGGAAGUAGUAGUAGGUGCAUUGCCACAUAAUAAGGAGAAUGAGGAUCUUAAAGUUGAGAGCACCACUGUACCAAGAUGUGAUUCUCAGUCUUCACUCUCUGUUUCAAGCCCACCUAGUUCUCCAACCCAUCUUUCUCAUGAUGAUUUGGAAGAAUCUGGGGUUGCUCCUGCGAUGUUGGCUUCUGUGGAAGGCAAAAACGGCCCUUUGUCUGGUCAGCAAAAUGAUUCAGUUGUAAUGUCUGCAAGAGCUGGGAAUGAGAAUGUGGUUGGUUCCACAUGUGCUUUCUCAUCAGGUGAUGAUGAAGAAUGGACUACUGAGAAUCAUGAACAGUUCCAGGAACAAGAAGAAUAUGAUGAAGAUGAAAAUUAUCAGGAAGAAGAUGAAGUGCAUGAGGGAGAUGAUAGUGUUGCUCUCAACCAGGAGUUUGAAAACAUUAAUUUAGAGAAAGGUUUGCCCCAUAUGAUGGAUAACCUAGUAUUAGGAUUUGAUGAAGGUGUUCAGGUUGGGAUGCCAAAUGAUGAAUUUGAAAGAACUGUAAAAGGCGAAGAAACAUCUUUCAUGGCACAAGCAUCUAGUGCCACUCUGGAAGAACAUGUAUGUUUUGGCAAUGCUUGCAGUGAUGGGAUGUCCCUUCAACCUGUCAAAUCUAAAGCAAGUCUUAAUGAUCCUAGUGUAUUCCGGGAUUCUGAUAAGACAAUGCAAGAUUUGGUUAUUCAGUCUAGUAAAGCCGACUUCAAUACCAUUCAAAUUGGUUCUAUACAGAUGCCACUGCAUCUGCAUCCACAGGUCGGUGCACCCCACUCUCACAUGCACCCAUCACAACCUCCUUUAUUUCAGUUUGGCCAGCUAAGGUACACAUCUCCCAUAUCUCAAGGGAUGAUGCCUGUUGGUCCUCAAUCAAUGUCUUUUAUUCAGCCUAGCAUUCCAUCGGAAUUCUCUUUCAAUCAUAACCCCGGAGGUCCAAUGCCACUUCAAACUGGUCCAGAUGCUAUUGAUGGCUUUGUUAAAAGUGAGAUUCGGUCUCCUGCUGUUGAUAAUCAACCAAGUAACUUAAGUCAUGUAAAUCUAUCUCAAGGAUCAUUGCCAAGUGAGGGUGCUGAAAAUAUGGCCGGGGCAAAUCGGAGCCAAACAAGGAUUCCUCAUGAUGGCAAAAGUAGCACAAGGACAUCUGCAGAUUUUCAAAUGGAUGAACAGGUGCACCAGCCUUUUGUUGCGAAGAGUGGUGGUACCUCAUCCAAUGCUAGAGAUUCCAAAGGUCAACAUAAUGGUCGAGACGUGUCACUACACUCAGCAUCAACAGAGAGAGGUUUUGAAGAGUCCAGCCCCAAGUUAAAUCACCCAGAAGCUAGUGGAUUUCAGAGAAGGCCUCGUCGAAAUAUCCAGCGGACUGAGUUUCGAGUUCGAGUUAGUGGUGAGAAAGGGCUGCCCUCUGGCUUAGUUUCAUCUGAUCAGUUUAGUGCGGAUAUCAAGUCAAAUAUCAAUGGAACUGGUACAGGCACAUCUGCAAAAGCUGGACUGAGGAAGGUUUUCUCCAAUAGAACAGGAAAACAGGCUGUGGAAUCGACAUGCGCAAGCUCAGCUACAGAUUUGUCACAGAAUGUAGAUUCUGGAUUUGAUGCUCCUUUGCAAAGUGGAAUUAUACGUGUGUUUGAGCAACCUGGAAUCGAAGCUCCUAGUGAUGAAGAUGAUUUUAUUGAAGUCAGAUCAAAGAGGCAAAUGAUAAAUGAUAGGAGAGAACAGAGGGAGAAAGAAAUCAAGGCUAAAUCACGGGUUGUGAAGAUGCCACGGAAACCUCGGUCUGCUUCACAUGGUACUGAGGCUAAGGACACUUAUGGCAGGGGAACUCUGUCUAUAAUAGAAGCAGCAAGCAGUAGUCACGCUGAUUUUGUUGUUCCUGAUGGGAAUGGAAUGCAAAAAAGUGAAAUAUCAGCUGGGUCUGUGUCCCAACCUUUAGCUCCUAUAGGCACACCUCCUUUGAAAAUUGAUGCUCAGCCUGAUUUAAGAUCAGAGACAAACAGGUAUUUGCUGUCUCUGGUGGAGGAAAAACCCGGGGCUGGGGUGAUAUUUGAGAGCAAGAAUAAGGUUCUGAAUAAUGUUCAGACAUCUUUGGGCAAUGCACAAACUAGUCAACAGGUCAUGGCCCUUACACAGAGGCAAUUUGAUGAGGCUAUGAAGCCUCAACAGUUUGAUUCCCAGGCUUCUGGAGGAGAUCUGACGGUGAACUAUAGUAAGCCCAGCUUGCCGACAUCAUCCAUCUUGACAAGAGAAAAACCAUUUUCUUCUGUUGCGAGCCCAAUCAAUUCCUUGCUUGCUGGAGAGAAAAUCCAGUUUGGAGCUGUAACAUCUCCAACAGUACUUCCACCUAGUGGCCAUGCACUGUCUCAUGGAAUUGGCCCUUCAUCAUCCAUGUCAAACAUGCAAAUAUCACAUAACCCUGCUGCAUCUGAUCAUGAUUGCAGUCUUUUCUAUGAUAAAGAGAAACACAACAAUGGAUCUCAUGACAACUUAGAAGAUUGUGAAGCUGAAGCUGAAGCAGCUGCUUCAGCUGUUGCUGUUGCUGCUGCGAUCAGCAGUGAUGAGAUUGCUGUAAAUGGUUUGGGUACUUCAAUCUCAGUUUCAGAAGCUAGAAGUUAUGGAGCUGCAGAUAUUGAUGGCAUAGCUGCUGGGGUUGCUAGUAAUCAGCAAUCAGCUAGUAAAGCUAGAUCUGAAGAGCCUCUUAGUGUAUCUCUUCCUGCAGAUCUAUCUGUUGAGACUCCACCAAUUUCGUUAUGGCCGCCCUUACCAGCUCUGCAAAAUUCAAGCCAAAUGCUUUCACAUUUUCCUGGGGGCCCUCCUCCACAUUUUCCCUUCUACGACAUGAAUCCUAUGAUGGGUGGUCCUGUUUUUGCCUUCGGACCACAUGAUGAGUCUGCAUCUACAGCACAACCACAGUCCCAAAAGAAUAGCAUGCAAGCAUCAGGGCCAAUUAGCAGCUGGCAACAAUGCCAUUCUGGUGUUGAUUCUUUUUAUGGACCUGCAGCUGGAUUUAGUGGCCCUUUUAUUACUCCCCCCAGAGGGAUCCCGGGUGUCCAGGGACCACCGCCACACAUGGUUGUUUAUAACCAUUUUGCACCUGUUGGACAAUAUGGACAGGUCGGUUUGAGUUUCAUGGGUGCCACCUAUAUCCCGUCAGGUAAGCAGCAGUCUGAUUGGAAGCACAACUCCACAUCAUCUGCAACAGGUGCCGGUGAAGGAGAUAUGAACAAUAUGAAUAUGGCACCGUCUCAGAGGAAUCCUGUCAACAUCACUGCUCCAAUUCAGCAUCUUGCCCCUGGUUCACCACUUGUGCCGAUGGCUUCUCCUCUGGCCAUGUUUGAUAUGUCUCCUUUCCAGUCUUCACCUGAAAUGUCAGCUCAAGCUCGAUGGACGCAUGCCCCUAAUUCGCCACUUUCAUCUAUUCCUCUGUCAAUGCCACUGCAGGAAGGAGCGCAUACCUCGCAGUAUAGUCAUGGUCCAUCUGUUGACCAACCUAUGAGCGUCGAUAGGUUUCCCACUUCUCAAACGUCUGCCCCCUCUGAUGGUGAUAGGAAUUUUCCUACAGGAGCUGGUGUAAUUUUAACCGGUUGCCAGAUGAACUUGGACUAGUGGAUCCUUCAAACACCUCAGCUGCUAAGCAAUCAGCGCUGAGCAGUGUCAUCAAGACUCCAUCCGUGAGCAUUAUUGCAGAUGCUGCCAAGGUUGAUGUUCAGAGUGGCAAUGGCAGCAAUAGCAAUAGUCAGAAUGCAAGUGCUGCUUUCAAGAGUCAGCCCUUGGAAAAAAAUAAUACUCUCAGCAGUAUGAUCAUUCUUCAGGGUAUACUAAUUAUCAGAGAUCUGUUUCUCAGAAAAAUAGUUCUGGGGGCGAGUGGUCUAGCCGAAGGAUGGGGUUGCAAGGAAGAAACCAAACUUUGGGUGCAGAUAAAAGUUUUUCAACAUCAAAGGUGAAGCAAAUCUAUGUGGCUAAACAGACCACUGCUGGGGCAUCCGUGUCAUGAGAGGGCAAGAAAGAGUUGCUAGAUUUGAAAAUAGUCCGAAUGCUUUACCAGUAUUUUGAUGUGGCAGAAAAUAAAAAUUUUGUUGAGAUUCUAGUUUGUUGGUAGUUCUGGCUGAGCAUUAGGUAGGUAUUUUUGUUGUCUCCAUCGGAUUGUAUGGGCUUGUUGGGCUGAUCCUCCUGAUGAAGGCCGCUGUGAAGUGAUUGAUAUUAGCUUUACCCCCCCCCCCAAAAAAAAACUGAUAAUUAAUUAUAAUUUUCAAUAUGGUGUUAUUUAUUUUCAAAUCUAGACCAACGGAUGAAUUCUUUGUGAUCCACUUCAUUCUUUCUCCUGAAGAUUUGAUUGAACAUGAGGGGGUCUGAGGCAAUGCCUGCGUGAAACUGCAUGGCGUACCGACAUUGAACAGCUUGGCUCGCUGUUACUGGAUGAAGGAAGCAAUUUUGAUUGUAGAGCUAGCUUCGUACAGAUUGAGCCGUUUUUCCUGGGCAGUGAGCUAUCAUUGUUUGAGAGCCUUCCACAGCACCAUUCUUCUGAGGAUCUGUUUUUUGGCGUGGAGGAUUCCAGUUAUUCCCGAGGGACAAAGAAUCUGGUUGUGUUGGUCUUAGCAAUUACUUGUUUGAAUUUAGACCAUUUUAUCAUUGGAUUUCAUUGGAUUUGGAGUUGGCAGUUGAGAAUUUAGAUCAUUAGCCUGACAAUGAUUCUAUUGAUAUUUUGAUCUAAAUUGGAUUUUUUUCCAGUCAACGUUGCUUUUCUUUUAUUCGCACUCUGUUUGUUGAUUGGAUUUGUGCCAUCAAGCAGCCAAUUCAGACAGAUGACCGAAAUGCAAUCACAGGUCCUAUGAUUUCUUGUACAGGUUCUUGUGUUUUUGUAUGGCCUUCUUAGCGCCUCUUGAUGUGCCUGAAUUCCUCCGCCCGGAAUUCUGAGCAUUAGAAAACCAAGGAACAGAUGAUGUCUUGGUAUGUAUUUUUGUUGGACAUAAUGUUUAUUACGCAUCAACAGGGAAAUUCAAUUAUUAAGUCGAUCCUUUA
This is a messenger RNA of Neltuma alba, 6720 nucleotides long. RefSeq lists its product as uncharacterized. NCBI's taxonomy places the organism in Eukaryota, Viridiplantae, Streptophyta, Magnoliopsida, Fabales, Fabaceae. The record is from RefSeq and is a predicted model, not a curated record.